Messenger RNA from Arabidopsis arenosa, 592 nucleotides. The record is from the annotation of a GenBank genome assembly. NCBI's taxonomy places the organism in Eukaryota, Viridiplantae, Streptophyta, Magnoliopsida, Brassicales, Brassicaceae.
AAAAUUCCACCACAAACAUUAUAUAAAUUCCUCUUCAUAUUUGAAGAAAACAUUAGCUUUUUUUUUGUAGAAUUUUAGAAAUCGUAACUAAAUGGCGAGCGAGGGAGUCGUAGUUGUCGGAGGGGAGAGAGAAGGGGCUGAGAUCGUGUACGGAGCGGAGGAAUGUUACAAGCAAUCAUUGGAGCUUCUAGAGGAGCUAGGGUUUCCAAAAGGAGUCAUGCCUUUGAAGAAUCUUGUGGAGUGUGGAAGGGUUAGAGCCACGGGUUACGUUUGGAUGAAGCAAGACACUCCUUACGAGCAUUUCUUCGAAGCCACCAACACUCGUGUCUCCUACGGUCUCGAAGUCACCGCUUACGUCGACAAGUGUUGUAUGAAGAAGAUGACAGGAGUGAAGAGUAAGCAGAUGUUUUUGUGGGUACCGAUCGUGGAGAUGAGUAUGGAGGAGCCAAAAAGCAAGAAGAUUUACUUCAAGACUCCUAUGGGAAUUGGCAAGUCUUUCCCCGUUACCGCAUUCAUGGACGAGGAAGAGAAACGCAACUUUUACUUGGAGAAUCCCAAAAAUUAAACCAUUUAAUAAUUAUUCAUUACUUCU